AUGACGCCUGCAGGAUACCCACUUGGAGUGCAUGCAGAUGCAAACAACGAUUUGAUUGUGGUGGACUCUUUGAGGGCAGCUGUCGUGAGAUGGACGGGCUACAGGUAUGAAGUAAUUGCAGGAGGGAAUGGUGUGGGUUCUUCGGCAAACCAGUUGAGCAGCCCGCUGGGUGCUUUCUUCCUGUCGGGAAGCCCUGACAUGCUGUACGUUGCUGAUACUGCCAAUCACCGGAUCGUCGCAUGGCCUCGGGGCAGUGUGACAGGAAAUGUGGUUUUCGGGACAGGCACGUGCGGACCUCGUCUUUUGGUUGUUUGUUGCCUUUCUGCUGCUGCACUGUAUGAUUCAAAACUCAGCGAUGCCAGCUGCGAGCCGGGAUCCCACAAGUUGUCCCAUCUAAGUGUAGCUUGGUCACCCGGUUUGGGUCGGACUUAG
Symbiodinium sp. CCMP2592 is the source of this 432-nucleotide messenger RNA. Lineage: Eukaryota; Dinophyceae; Suessiales; Symbiodiniaceae. The record is from the annotation of a GenBank genome assembly.